AUGGAUAACAGCAACAAAAGAUACUCUCAUGACAGUGCCUGUGAUUCUGUCGCUGGUGAUGAAUCAAACAAUAUACCAUAUUUCAAAGCCAGAGAUGAUGCCUCCAUCUACUCUAUGAAUUCAACAACAAGCUCCAUGUUUAGCACAUCGAGUCGAUUGAGCAAAAUACCCAACGCUGUGAAAUCCUCCAUGAAAUAUCUGGUCAGACGCAACAAGAAUAAGUCCAACGAGACAACAUCUACAUCCACUGCGACAACGGAUCAUGAAACCUUUUCAUCUAAAUUAAAGAGGACAACGAUCAAUUUCAGCCUGUUUUCACGUAAAUCACCCGACGUAAUACCCACAUCCACCGCAAGCUCUACUUUGUUUCAUCAAAAACCACGAUCCAGAGAGGCAAGCGACACACACAAGAAAUCCAACCGACGCAACAGUGUAGUGGAUGUAUAUAAAAAGGACAAUGACAAUGUGGUGGUAGGCAGUUUACUGUUUGGUAAGCAGGUGGAUGAUUUAGAGUUCAUGGUACACGAGGAGCAAGCUGUAUCCGAUUCAAAAAGCGAAAAACUAUCACCAAAGCCCAAGAAGGAAGAGCCCUGGAUACGUCAAAGAGCAAAAUCGUGUCAGGAAAAUAAGACGCCCAUGCUGCGUCAACUAGCCACUAAAAAUUCAUCGUGCAAUUUACCCGAAUCUGACAGUAUACCAUAUAAAUCAAGCAAACCCAUCAAGUCUGAUCUGCCUUUAUUCAAGGGGCUGGUCACUACCACAUUGACAACAUUACAUACCCGGCUAAGCAACGAAUGCGAUCGAGCACUUUCAUUGGUGCUAUUAGCCAACAGCAACAAUAACAAUGCCGAUAUACAACAAGCAAACAAAAAUAUACCACAAGAGCAGCUAUUGUCCAUUUUAUCUGAUCUGCGCAAAAUGACAGAAAUGGUCAACUGGGAUCAGCAGCCCGUCGACAAGGACGAGAUCAAAUCGAAUUUGCAGACAUUGGAGGACACGGUGUCCAUGCAGGAAAUGACGAUUGCUAUUGUCAAGGAUGUUGUGUCCACCAUGAAGCAGAUCAUGAAUCAGUGUAUAUGUCAAUACUACAAGGUGGUCGAAAAAGCCAUUGUCAUACCUUCCAAGGGGUACAAGAUUGAAGGGAUCAACAAGUACGGAUCGACAAACUCGGCAUUGAUGGUUCGAGAUGAGGCGGUGGAUUAUUCUAAGGCACUGAUUGAUCACAAAGACACAGAGGCACAUUGGUACAGAACUUUUUUCCGUCCGGACGACGACACCAACGAGAUACACACAUUUUUCGGCUACUACAAGAGUGGUGAUCCGGUCCUGAUAUCGAUACAGGUGGAGCAGGAGCAGGGAUCAGACAAGCGACAAUACCGAAUCAUCCACCGCACCAAAGAAGCGAUGGAUCAAAGAAAAAUAAUCCAAGAUUCAUUCCUCUUGAGUGCGCCAACGACGUCUGACAUAGCAUCACCACCUGCCGCCGCUGCUACCACGAUCCAAGAGUCCACUUGGAAAACCAUCAUAGAAACAACGGUGCCUGACAUUUCAUUUCAGGAUUUGGUAAGAAUGAGCAAAGAUCAGCUGCUAUCCAGUGGCAUACAUGAAGAAUUAGUGCGAUUAGACGAAACAUCGCUGCACACACGGUACAAAUUUGGCGUACUACUGAUCCAGCCGGGCCAAACAAAGGAAGAAGAUUGGUUUUCCAAUCAGCACACAGACGAGCUGGAAGCAUUUCUCAACAUCAUUGGUAGAAAAGUGGCAUUGAAAGGAUACACUGGCUGGGCAGCAGGGUUAGAUACCAAAAGUGGUGAUUCCGGAGAAUACACAUAUACAAAUGCUUGGAAUGAAAACAUACUUGCCUAUCAUGUAUCCACUUUGAUACCCUCUAAACCUGGUGACAAACAACAAAUCCAGAGAAAGCGACAUAUAGGCAAUGACAUUGUUUGCAUUGUCUUUGUCCAGGGCAAUCAGCCAUUCAACCCAACCGCCAUCAAAUCCCAGUUUCUACAUGUAUUUAUCAUUGUGCACCAAGAGACCAUCAUGGCUCAAGUUGUGUAUCGAGUGGAAAUUGUGUCUGUGCAAGACGUCCCUGAUUUCGGACCACCGCUACCAGAGAAAUCGGCCAUUUUCAACAAUAAGAAAGAAUUGGAACAAUUUCUGAUUGCUAAAUUGGUGAAUGCCGAGUAUGCAGCAUUCAAAUCACCCAAGUUUGCAGUGCCAAUGAACCGCGCUCGAGAGGGCAUCUUUACCAACCUGGUGGAGAAGGGGUACAAGCUCGCUCUGGAAGAGAUGCAAACGGAAGAGAGUGUACAUGUCCGAAAGCACUCCAAAUCAGCGUCCAGUUCCUCCUCGCAAAGCAGUUUCAACAGUAUCCCAAGUCCAUCCAAGUCCACCAUCAUCCGCGAGAUUUCAGAGAACAUUGUUGGCUUGGGCCGAAGAAGAAGUACCCAAGACUUGAAUGAUAGACCCAAAUCCACAGGCAGCAAUAGCAUGAAACAUUUUCAAAAAGGAUCAAGAAAGUUUACUGAAGGAUCCAAACGGAGUCAUUCGGAGCAGGAUCUCUUGGAUAUGACAAUAGCUGGAUCAAACGAAACGCCAGCGACAAAGACGAGUUUCAAGAAUCGUAUAUUGACGUCCAUUCCUGGGUUUGGCAGUAGUAGUAGCACGGGUGCCAAUCAUCAUCACCAACAGCAACAACAACAACAACAACAAAUGAUGGAAAAUGAUAAAUAA
Molecule: messenger RNA, 2736 nt
Organism: Mucor velutinosus
Lineage: Eukaryota; Fungi; Mucoromycota; Mucoromycetes; Mucorales; Mucoraceae
Exons: 5
Coding region: 1-2736 (911 amino acids)
Biological process (GO): regulation of small GTPase mediated signal transduction; activation of GTPase activity
Cellular component (GO): cytoplasm
Molecular function (GO): GTPase activator activity
Source: RefSeq, a predicted model, not a curated record